Pelecanus crispus (Dalmatian pelican) is the source of this 1732-nucleotide messenger RNA. NCBI's taxonomy places the organism in Eukaryota, Metazoa, Chordata, Aves, Pelecaniformes, Pelecanidae. The record is from RefSeq and is a predicted model, not a curated record.
AUGGAUGGAAGUCAAGUGAUAAUGACUGUCGAGGUAUCAGCUAACCCGCCUCCUGAAAUUAUCUGGCUGCACAAUGGGAAAGAAAUCCAGGAGACAGAAGAUUUCCACUUUGAGAAGAAAGGCAAUGAGUACAGUCUGUACAUCCAGGAAGUAUUUCCUGAAGACACAGGCAAAUACACCUGUGAAGCCUGGAAUGAAUUAGGAGAAACUCAAACCCAGGCUACAUUGACAGUGCAAGCCCUGAGUAUUUGGGAAAGCUGUCUAGGAGCCAGGUAUCCAGGCUUUAAUAUUAGCAUUGUAGUGGUAGCAGAACCUCAGGAUGGUAUUCAGCCCUGGUUCAUUAGCAAACCGAGAUCAGUGACAGCAGCUCCUGGGCAAAAUGUCCUUAUAUCCUGUGCCAUUGCUGGAGAUCCCUUCCCCACUGUUCACUGGUUUAAAGAUGGGCAAGAAAUAAUGCCGGGAACAGCAUGUGAAAUCCUGCAAAAUGAAGACAUCUUCACACUAAUCUUGAGGAAUGUCCAGUCUCGUCAUGCAGGGCAGUAUGAAAUUCAGCUCAGGAACCAAGUUGGAGAAUGCAGCUGCCAGGUGUCUCUGAUGCUGCGGGAGAGUUCAGCUUCCAGAGCAGAAAUGCUCAGAGAUGGGAGGGAAUCAGCCAGCUCUGGAGAGCGAAGAGAUGGUGGAGUUCAUGGUAAACUAACAUUUGGUAGAACAAGUGGCUUCAAAAAGAACGGCAGUGAAACCAGAGCAGCUGAGGAAGAACAGGAAGACGUCCGAGGUGUUCUGAAGAGGCGAGUGGAAACUCGGGAACACACAGAGGAGAGCCUGAGGCAGCAGGAAGCUGAGCAACUUGAUUUCCGUGACAUUUUAGGCAAGAAAGUCAGCACCAAAAGUUUUUCUGAGGAGGAACUGAAAGAAAUCCCAGCUGAGCAAAUGGACUUCCGAGCAAACCUGCAGCGGCAGGUCAAACCCAAGACCUUGUCAGAGGAGGAAAGGAAAGUUCAUGCUCCUCAGCAGGUGGACUUCCGCUCUGUGCUGGCCAAGAAAGGCACCCCAAAAACCCCAUUGCCAGAGAAGGUGCCACCUCCUAAACCAGCCAUUACAGAUUUCAGAUCUGUGCUAGGCUCAAAGAAAAAAACACCUGCAGAGAAUGGAAGCGCUAGCACCCCAGCACCAAAUGCCCGCACCAAUUCUGAAGCCCAGAAUGUGACUCCCAAUUCUCAAGCCCCUGUUGCCAAACCAACAGUGAAAAAAGAAGAGAAGAAUGACAGAAACUGUGAACAUGGGUGCGCAGUGGUGGAUGGCGGAAUAAUUGGGAAAAAAGCUGAAAACAAAGCCACUGCAAGCAAACCACCAGCAAGCAAAGGAACAGCACCCUCCUUUGCAGAGAAGCUUCAGGAUGCUCAAGUAGUAGAUGGUGAAAAAUUGGUCUUACAAUGUCGGAUUUCCUCUGAUCCCCCUGCAGCUGUCACCUGGACUCUAGACAGCAAAACUAUCAAAUCAUCAAAGUCCAUUGUCAUCUCCCGAGAAGGGACGCUGUGUUCACUUACCAUUGAGAAGGCCAUGCCUGAAGAUGGGGGCGAAUAUAAAUGCAUAGCUGAGAAUGCAGCAGGAAAAGCUGAAUGUGCUUGCAAAGUGCUGGUAGAAGAUGCCUCAUCCACAAAGACCUCAAAGCCUACUGAGAAGAAGACCAAGAAGCCUAAGACCACGCUUCCCCCUGUGCUGCCAACAGAGA